GUGAAGUGGGGCUGCUUCCCCAGAGGGCCACCGUGUGUGUGUGGAAGCCACGCCCAGGACCGCUGCAGUUCUCAUCUGCCAGCCUGCUCUGACCACUGACCCUGGGGUUGGAAAGCUUUGCCGCCCCCGGUGAGUCCGAGCGUCUGGCGUGUUCUUGCAGGAUCUCAGAGCAGUCAGCAUAUUUGUGAUCUGAUAGGCUCAGUUUUGCAAUUCCAGCAACGGAGAACAAAAUCUCCCGGAGAGCCCGGCGGCGGUAUUGUGCCGUAGUCCACGGUGGACACGUCCAAUUACUGAGCCCCUGAGCACCCAGCUGUGUCUCCAGAGCCAGAACAGUUGCUCCUGCAGGUGUGGAGCCAUGAGCUGUGUCCCGAGCGGCACCGUAUCCCUGGGGCUGGCUCUGCUGGUCUGCGGAGCCCAAGCCUUUUUCCUGCCCAACGUCACGCACCUGGAGAAGCUGCUCAGCAAAUACCAGCAGACGGAGCCUCACUCCCGCGUCCGGAGGGCCAUCCCCAGGACGGACCGAGAGGAGAUCCUCAUGCUUCACAACAAACUGCGGGGCCAGGUGUACCCGCCGGCCUCCAACAUGGAGUACAUGACCUGGGAUGAGGAGCUGGAGCGCUCGGCGGCAGCCUGGGCCCAGGAGUGCCUCUGGGAGCAUGGCCCCACCAAUUUGCUGGUGUCCAUGGGACAGAACCUGGCCGUGCACUGGGGCAGGUACCGCUCCCCAGGGUUCCACGUGCAGAGCUGGUACGACGAGGUGAAGGACUACACCUACCCCUACCCCCACGAGUGCAACCCCUGGUGCCCCGAGAGGUGCUCGGGGGCCAUGUGCACCCACUACACGCAGAUGGUUUGGGCCACCACCACCAAGAUCGGCUGUGCCGUCAACACCUGCCAGAGGAUGAACGUGUGGGGCGACAUCUGGGAGAACGCAGUCUACCUGGUCUGCAACUACUCUCCAAAGGGGAACUGGAUUGGAGAAGCCCCGUACAAGAGCGGCCGACCCUGCUCCGAGUGCCCGCCCAGCUACGGAGGCAACUGCAGGAACGGCCUGUGCUACCGAGAGGAAACCUACGUCCAAAAACCUGAGACGGACGAGAUGAACGAGGUGGAAACGGCCCCCGCCCCUGACGAGAAGCACGUCUGGGUCCAACCAAGGGUGGUCAGACCCACGAAGCCCAAGAAGACCCCUGUGGUCAAAUACAUGACCCAAGUCAUCCGCUGUGACACCAAGAUGAAGGACAAGUGCAAGGGGUCUACCUGCAACAGGUAUCAGUGUCCGGGAGGCUGCCUGAGCCACAAGGCGAAGAUUUUCGGGUCUGUGUUUUAUGAAAGUUCGUCCAGCAUCUGCCGGGCCGCCAUCCACUCCGGAGUCCUGGAUGACAAGGGAGGCCUGGUGGACAUCACCAGGAACGGGCAAGUGCCCUUCUUUGUCAAGUCUCAGAGGCACGGCGUGGAGUCUUUGAGCAAAUAUAAGCCCUCCAGCUCCUUCAUGGUGUCGAAAGUAAAAGUGCAGGACGUGGACUGCUAUACCACUGUGGCUCAGCUCUGCCCGUUCGAAAAGCCGGCCUCCCAUUGCCCGAGAGUCCACUGUCCUGCGCACUGUGGAGACGAGCCGUCCUACUGGGCCCCGGUGGUUGGCAGCAACGUCUAUGCAGAUACGUCCAGCAUCUGUAGGACGGCCGUGCAUGCCGGCGCCAUCAGGGACGACAGCGGCGGGUACGUGGACGUGAUGCCUGUGGACAAGAAGAAGGCCUUUGCGGGCUCACUCAGGAACGGGGUGCAGUCGGAAAGCCUGAGCGCGCCCGGGGAUGGGAAGGCCUUCCGGAUCUUCGCAGUCAGGCAGUGAGCGCAGCACCGAGACGGGCGUCCUCAGGAGGGCUUCGGGAUUUUGCUUUGGUUUUGAUUCUGUCAUUUGGGGUGGGUGGGUGGGGACACAGAGUCGGGAGCCUCCUGUGAGUGGUGUUCAGUGCCGUACCCUCCGUGGCCUUGGCCAGGGUGAAGUCCAGCCCUGCCCCCUGGAGCAAGGGCAUCCUCAGGGCCAUUGCUCAGCGGCCAGGCCUGGGGCCUCCUCCUGGGUGCCCUCUGCCCUCUCCAAGGGGACAGUUGCCAAGGUGCUCCUGGCCACAGGUUCUUUUGUGGGUGGAGGGGGAGGAUGCAAACCCUUUAGAGAGACGGAGGCGCCUGGGGCGUGGCAGGCCAGGGAGAGCUCGGGAAGUGGGGUAUAAAGUAGUUAUUUAAAAAUAAACAGCCACAGUCCGUCCGUACCAAUGGAGAAAACAUGGGUUUAGUGUUUGCUGGUCAGACAAACGCGCUGAACGAGAGGCGGCAGCCAGAGCCCGCGGUCCCACCGGGCGUGCGUGUGGCCGAGUGCUCGGCAGUGCUGGUGACUAGAGUUCAGCGGCUCCAGAGUUCGCCUGUGUCCGUCACUGCUUCGUCCCUGUGGCCCGUCUGUUUCCCGCUGUGACUUUGGUCUCAUUGAGGACUGAUGAACCAGGACUUUCCCGCGUGCAGCCUGACGCCCACCCCGCUGGCCUCGGGGUUCUCGCUCACGGCCCACUGUCUGAGGGCUGCCCCCUCGGCUCCCAGCCUGGGCGCCGCUUGUUAAGUGCCCGUGCGAUGUGCCAGCCCCUGCUUCGCUGACCCGUUUUUGAGCAGUGGGAGGAAGUUCCUGGGCACCUUCCUUGCCGAGGUUAGUGGCUCCGCCUGUGGUCACCCGGCGGCCAGGCGGUGUAGCAGCAGAUAUGGCAGCCUGGACGCACCUCCUUUCCUGUUUUUGUGAGUGCGUCCUGCCAGAGGUCCCGAGGCCCCGGGAGCAUGGUGCUCGCUGGUCUCCCUCCCUUGUAAAAGGUCUUCAUAUACCAGACCAGAAACCCCAGGUGAAAUGAAAUACCCUUUAGUAAACAGCGUCCCUCAGCGAAGGCGGAGUCCCACCUCCAGCCAAGGCCAGCCAGUACUCCACUUGGGUGAGCCCUGGUUUCAAAUCCGAUCCCUCUCCAGCAAAACCUCGCUUAGGCAAAAGAACAAGCAGAGAGUAAGCAGGAGAGCUAAGCCAGUCUGGCCAUGGAGCUCUACCUGGGCACCCAGGGUGGUGCCUUCUCUGUUCCCUAAUUAAUUCAGAAAUUGAAGGUUGAAGCCUUUUUUAAAAAAAAAAAACUUAGAGAAUUUGUAAAAAGCAAUUGAACUCUUGGCUCGACUGAGCGGAA
Messenger RNA from Sciurus carolinensis (gray squirrel), 3206 nucleotides. RefSeq names its product cysteine rich secretory protein LCCL domain containing 2 (gene Crispld2). The transcript is spliced from 15 exons. Bases 356 to 1849 code for a protein of 497 amino acids. NCBI's taxonomy places the organism in Eukaryota, Metazoa, Chordata, Mammalia, Rodentia, Sciuridae. The record is from RefSeq and is a predicted model, not a curated record. Gene Ontology annotation, cellular component: extracellular region.